Molecule: messenger RNA, 2253 nt
Organism: Bombyx mori (domestic silkworm)
Lineage: Eukaryota; Metazoa; Arthropoda; Insecta; Lepidoptera; Bombycidae
Exons: 2
Coding region: 139-840 (233 amino acids)
Source: RefSeq, a predicted model, not a curated record
ACGUAAUGUCAAUUAAAGUCAGUGUCAUAUUAUGUUGUAGGUAUAGAACACCUACCAAAAUAAAUAAUUAUUUUAUGAAUACGAACUAUAUCUUUUAUCUCUUUAACAUUUAAAAUUACUAAUGAUUUAAAUUACAAAAUGCGUUGGAGUGAAGAGCAAACACAUCAGUUCGUUAAAACAUACUUAAAACAUGAAAAUCUCUGGAACCCGAAGCAUGUCAACAAUAGACACGCACAAUAUAGAAUGAAAUCAUAUAAACAAAUACUUUCGGAUUUCAAAGAACUCACCGGGAUAGAUAUGAAUGUCUCAGAUUUAAAGAUUAAAAUAAAAAAUCUGAGGUCGACAUACACUCAAGAAGUAAACAAGAUUAAACAACGUUCGAAUCAGAACUUCAAGUACAAAACAAACCUAAAGUGGUUUCAUGACUGGCACAAACGUACCCAACAGAAUGCUGAAGUACAAAAUGAGUCAGAGGAGCCAGAUGACUCUGAAAUAUGGCUUGAAACAGAAAUAAGUAAUGAGAACUCUGAUAUUAAUCCAUUCUUGGAUGAAGAAUACACAUUCAUCAAAGUGGAACCAAAUGACUCAUUGAAAAUAAAAGAACCAUGUCCUAUAGAUUCUAAAAAAAUGAAAUGGAGAAGUCAAAGCACAGAAAAUUCUGAGGACACAUUCAGGGGUAGUAUUGACUCCACUACCCCAAAAGAAGAUGAAUUUGACAUUUAUGGGAAAUUUAUUGCAUCACAGUUAAGAAAAAUGGACCUCCAGAAAGCUCUCAGGUUACAACUUGAUAUACAGAGCCUCAUCAGUGAAGCAAGGAUAUCAGACUUGGCUGGGAAAUGACAAAUCUAAAGUUUACCCAACAUUUUGGAUAAUUCAUUCAGGGCAUCAUCUUAGUCAACUAGAAAUAUAUUGAUAAUAUUAUUUAUAUUAAGAUAACAAGAACAUUAUUAGAUUUUGCAUAUUGAACACUAUCUACACAAUUACAUUUGUAAAAACUUAGUGAAACUUCAUAAUGGGCAGACUGAUGCAGCACUGUGAUCUGUGUGAAUGUGAGUGAAUACUGUAUACCACAUGGGUCAAAUUAUUUCAAUACCUGUAAUGAGCACUAAGCAAAUUUGAAGUUCAACCCUCCCAAUGAACAGACUCAUUAGACCAGCAACACUGGCUAUUACAUGAUGGUUUAGGUUUGAAAUUCAGGCCGAGUCGGUACAAAAUAAUACAUUGAAUCCAAGUUUAUGUCCUUAAAUUGUCCUUACUUUCAAUGUAAAUUGGAGGGGGAUCUUACAAGCACGAUCUUAACUUCUUCAGAAAUUCUGCCAAAAUCUGGAACCUUUAAGGUCUUCUAUUGUGGGUUAAAAACCAGCCAAUAUUUUUAUAAAAGAAAUACAUUUGACACAAAUGUUCCUUCAAUAUUCAAAUAGCAUUUUAAAACAUUAUUGCCAAAAUAUAUUGUUACACCAUAAAAUGAUACUUACAUUUGCAAUUAAAUAUUGUAUUAUUUAGGUUAAGUCAGUGAAUAUGAUAUACCUUCUUUUCAUAAGAAACAAAUUUCUUAUGAAAAGUCAAAUUCAAAAAUUAGAUGGCAUGAUUUAAAAAAUGUUUCUAAACUUAAUUCAGAAGUGUCCAUCUUAAAUGUUGACAACUUUAAUAGGUUCUUAUGACUAAAUGAUACCAAACCUAAAGCACACCACAAACAGAAGUAACAAAAAUCUUACAUUCUACUAACCAGUACUGCAUGUCAGAUAUCUGCUGUGAUAGUGCUAAACGCAAGACCUAACAAAUGUAAUUGUAUUAAAUUUUAUACUUUAAGAAUCUAUCAAAUUAUACUUUUUGUUAUAAUGAAUAUAGCAUAUGUUGUAGUCACCUUAGUACAAUAUUGGAACAAAGAAUAACUAAGACAGGGACAGAUAAUCAGAUACCUACCAAUCUUCGAAUUGAACACAUUCACGAGAGACUUGCACAUUAAAAUAAUUAAACUGUGGAAUAAAAAUCGAGCUAACAAAAUGUAUAAUUUUGCGUAAUUACCAAUGUUGUGGUAUUGUAAGCUUUGAAGGGAAGGUACCAGCAUCCCGUCUGUUUUUGCCGCAAAGCAGUCAUCCGUUCGUUUGAAAGAUGGGUCAGCCGCAAUACAAUGUACGGACUGGGGAUGGCGACGGCGCUGGACGAGGGAGGAUGUCGGGAGGAGGCAGUGUCGGUGCGACAGUACUUGCACUGCACAAUUAAUUGAAAUAGUAAAUAAAACGAAAUGCUAAA